GUGGUGGGAGGGAGCAACAGCAGCAAGCAAGCGAGCUCGCAAAAGAGAGGAAAAGGCUGGCAGACCGCAGAAUAUAAACCUGUAUGUUGAGAUCGGGAGAAAAGCUAGUGGUGUUGAGCAGGUUUUAGAGGCUAGACUGGCAUCAAGAGGUGCAUGGGCUUCCCUGCUAAUUGUGGAUGAGAGCGAAACAAGGUAGAUACCGUGGAGGCUACCUACAAACACUGGGCUUGUCUGUAAACCACACAGGAGAGGUGGGUUAGUGGGAAGUCAAUGACCCCCCUCAUCAUUUUUAUCUGGGGAAAAGAGAGAAGAGUGACAGAGAGAGAAAAGAAAGAAAAGGAAGGUGGCAGUGAGGGAUAGGGGGCCAUUGCUCUCUCUCUCUCUCCCUCUCUUUAUUCUUUCCCCCCAUUCACAAAUUCAUUGCAUCCCAUUAUCACCGCGAUGUAGUGGCGUUCAUGCCAAUUGGAGGAGGAAGGGUCCCAUUGACUGUUGAGGCUGAACCCCUCUUCAGCCCUACGCAGCCCUUUUCAUUACCAAUCCCCAUCUCUCCCUUUCCUCUCCCUCUCCCUCACGCCCGUCUGCUGUUUUCUCCCGGUUGUUCUUUUCAUUGUCCAUUUCACACUGCUCAGAAGGCAUUCCCUUUUGGGUAAAAGUGGGUGUUUCUGGAGCUCAUUGUUUGGUUCUGCUACAAAGACAGCUGAGCGGGAGCGAGAGAGAGAGCGCUACAGAGAGAGAGAGAGAGAAUAGAAGAGGAGCCUGAAAGAAAAGGGGGGACCUGGGACUACAUGGAAGAACUGACACCCACUGGAAGAGACAUUUUAAAAGCAUCUGCCAACCAUUUUAAGAUAGUGGUUAGAAUUUUCCGCUUGCCGCUUAUUGUUGGAAUAAAAGCCACAGGCUGCCGAGCCAAAGCACUGGCGACCGGUUGGUUUAUGCUACAUUCUGUUGCUAAGCAAGUCUCUCUAACCUGAAGUUCUUGUUGAGGAUCACUCACCCAAACUGCAACCAUGAAGGGGGACUCCGAGGAAAGCAUCGAGAGCAUCCGGCCUUCAAACCUGCAAGCCUUCGCCAACAUGUCCACUCUACAUGGCAUGAGCCACAUCUUUGCCUACGGGCACAUGACGUUUCGCCGCUUCCUGUGGACGCUCUCCUUCCUGGGCUCGUUGGCCUUGCUUAUGCUGGUGUGCAUGGACCGCGUGUCCUACUACUUUGAGUAUCCUCACGUCACUAAACUGGAUGAGGUGGCGGCGCCCAACCUCACCUUCCCUGCUGUGACCUUCUGCAACCUCAAUGAGUUCCGCUUCUCCCAGAUCACCAGGAACGACCUGUAUCACGUGGGGGAGCUCCUGGCCCUCCUGAACUCCAACUACCAGAUAGCCAACACUCAUCUGGCUGAGCCUGAGGUGCUGGCCGCCCUCAAGGAUAAGGCCAACUUCCUCAACUUCAAGCCCAAGCAGUUCAACAUGACAGACUUCUACAACCGCACGGGCCAUGAUAUCAGUGACAUGCUGCUGCAGUGCACGUUCCGGGGAUCGGAGUGUUACCCAUGGAACUUCAGUACCAUUUACACGCGGUAUGGGAAAUGCUACACCUUCAACUCUGGCUUGGACGGCAACCCGUUGUUGACGACGUUAAAAGGCGGGACAGGAAACGGGCUGGAGAUCAUGCUAGACAUUCAACAGGAUGAAUAUUUACCUGUUUGGGGAGAGACAGACGAGACCUCGUACGAAGCAGGCAUCAAGGUUCAGAUCCACAGCCAGGACGAGCCUCCUUUCAUUGACCAGCUGGGAUUUGGUGUGGCCCCUGGUUUUCAAACUUUUGUGUCAUGUCAGCAGCAACUGCUUCAGUACCUCCCUCCCCCUUGGGGAGACUGCAAGUCCACUCCCAUCGACUCUGAGUUCUUCUCCACAUACAGCAUCACAGCCUGCCGUAUCGACUGUGAGACACGCUACCUGGUGGAGAACUGUAACUGCAGGAUGGUCCACAUGCCGGGGACCUCAAUGGUAUGCACACCCGAGCAGUACAAAGACUGUGCAGACCCAGCUUUAGACUUCUUGGUAGAAAAGGACAAUGACUACUGUGUGUGUGAGACACCAUGCAACAUGAUACGCUAUGGCAAGGAGCUGUCCAUGGUGAAAAUACCCAGUAAAGCCUCUGCCAAAUAUCUGGCCAAGAAAUUCAACAAAACUGAGCAAUACAUCGGAGAAAACGUACUAGUUCUGGACAUCUUCUUUGAGGCGUUGAAUUAUGAGAAGAUUGAGCAGAAGAAAGCGUAUGAAAUUGCAGGGUUGCUUGGUGACAUCGGAGGUCAGAUGGGUCUGUUCAUUGGAGCCAGUGUUUUAACGAUACUGGAAAUAUUCGACUACUUAUAUGAGGUAUUUAAGGAUAAGGUUUUGGGUUACUUCAUGCGCAAGAAGCGACCACAGCGUUGUCCGAGUGACAAUCUGGAGUUUCCAGAGAACCCAACCAGCCCUGGUGUCACGCCUAAUCAUGCCCCCAGAGCACCUGUGACACCCUCCGGAGUCACUCGGACAGUCUCGGAUUCACACCGAACAUGUUACCUCGUCACCCGACUCUAGGCAACUUUGAGGAGUUUGCUUGUUGACAACAUAAAACAGGGUGGGACCUGGGAUCUUUGGGGUUUGACAGCAAACUGUGAAAUAACGUAUAUAUUAUUACCAACAUGGUCAGUGAUAAAUACUCAAAGAGUAGUAGGAUCUGUGAAUUGCCUGAAUAGAAAUAGAAUACUAUCAUAUGAAUAAACCACUUUUAAAACAGAACUCAGGUGAUAGGGCCAUAUCAAGGCAUCGACUCUACACUAUGUAUUGGAUGUUUCAUUCAUGUUGCAUUCUCUUAAACAGGGUGACAUUAGAGUGUGUUUGAAUCGGGUUUAAUCAGCCUAUUAAAGUUUCAGCUUAGUAAUGUAAAUGGAAAGGCCUUCAGAGCRGUCUCAUUUUAUCUCAAUUUAUACACCUUUGUAAUCACAGUCCGUUCUGGUGUGCUGAAUAUCGAACCGAGAGGCUAGCGAUGGUUAGCACGUGUAGCAUCACCAUAUCCAGGUCCAUUCAUAAAUAGAACAAGAGAGGAGGUUGAAAGAUAUCUUUCUGGUACCACUCUUUCAUUUAGUAUACCUCAAUGUGAGUAAGAUAAUUCAGAUUUCAGUGAUGCCUACUCAACUAUGAUCACAAUGCUCAAAGGAGCUGACUUGAAUCCCAGUAGUAGACUGCUGUUGUAAUUGUUGCCUUGUUGUACUCAAAUUAUUCUGUUCUGAGAUUCUUGAUCAUCUCAUUGAUUUGAAGUAUAAUACCAAGUGAUGAAAGCCUCUUGCGUAAGGUUCCAAGACGAUACGCUUUUGCAAGAUUACUGAAUGCCAUUCUUGUUUACAAGUUACAUACUGAAGAGGGGAAAACAAGUGUGUAUGUUUGCACAAAUGAACAAUCACAAACUUUUCCAUCGAUUUUUGGAAAAUAGGAACAUUGUCCAUGGUUAUGUAUAGUGCUCCGCUCAAUGUUUUCUAUCUGUUUACUGCUGAAAAACAAUUCACAUCAAUGACUAAAUGUUAUUCUGUCGUGGUUUCUCAUUUUUGGGGGGAUAGUGUUAUCAGACUGGCUGGACUGUCACUGGAAAAGAGCACCAUUCACAGGAGUCUGCUAUAACUUGGCCUCCUGCUUUUUCACCACUUUCAUUAGAAUAGAUAAACAAGCAAGACAUUGCACCCAUCCUUAAAGUUAACAUAUGUGGGUGUUGAAAUGGUUUUGUUCCAUGGCCAUGGCUUUUAACUGCUACAAAACACUCAUUAGCACAAGUCCCCUGUGAUAGUAAUAGAUUCUCUAUUGGAAACUAGUGAAAUACAAAACGUUUUCAAGGUGGUGUUCUAAAUAUUGAUUGAAAUGUGUAAAUACUAGAUAAAAAAUAAGAAAUUAAAUCUUGCUCGUAUGUUGAUAUAUUUAAAUGCAAAAAAAAAAUUAUAGAAAUAUCCAUUAUUGCUGUUGCACCAUAAGGGAAUUAGAGGACAUUGCAUUUGGAUGGGAGCAGCUCACUUGCCAUACGAACACACGAUGGCCUACCCCAAGGAUUGCCUAUUAAUCUGUGUUGAUACCCAAGUUGACCUCAAGUGUCUUCCAGCUUCCAUUCAAUUUCAGGACCGGACACCGAGACAGUUUAUUACAGUGCUUCAAAAACAUUCUAUUCAGUUCAKUUGGUUUGUAACACUGAAACGCAUUGUAUAACUGCAUUAUUAUAUACUAUUGUUAUUGAAAUUUCAGUACAUGUAAUAAGACUCAAAUAACAGUCAGUUUGUGAUGUGUAAAUGAUCAAAUAUAAUAAACUGUAUAUUUAACCACC
Messenger RNA from Salvelinus sp. IW2-2015, 4344 nucleotides. Its product is annotated as acid-sensing ion channel 1C. The record is from RefSeq and is a predicted model, not a curated record. Gene Ontology annotation, biological process: sodium ion transmembrane transport. Gene Ontology annotation, cellular component: plasma membrane. Gene Ontology annotation, molecular function: ligand-gated sodium channel activity. NCBI's taxonomy places the organism in Eukaryota, Metazoa, Chordata, Actinopteri, Salmoniformes, Salmonidae.